UCACAGUUCAAAGAGUCGUUUUUCGCGCUCGACCGCUCGAUUGAUUUAACAGAGAAAACCGAGGUCGAUCCACAUAGGAUAUCAGUUCUAUGAUUUUUAAAAAGAGAGAAAAAAAAUGGCGAACUUACCCAGUCCAACAGAGGUAUCUGGAAAAUACAAUGCCAUAUUCGAAGCUUAUCUUCAAAAAAUGGACCCCAAGUCAUCGGGUGUCAUUGAAGCUAUGGCUGCUGCAACCUUUCUGAAAAAGUCUGGUUUGUCGGAUGUCGUCCUCAGCCGGAUAUGGGAUUUAUCCGAUCCAGCCGGACGAGGUUUUUUGGACAAAAAAGGAUUUUUCGUUGCACUGAAAUUAGUGGCAUUAGCCCAAGCAGGACAUGACAUAAGUUUAAGAAAUAUUUUCUUGGAAACGCCAAAUCCCCCGAAAGUGGGAGAAAUACCAAAGCUUCAGCCACCAAAAAUUCAAACAGUUAUGCCCCAAGGAGGUGAUUGGUCAAUCAAACCAGCGGAUCGUCAAAAAUACGAGCAGCUGUUUGUUUCACUGCAACCAGUUGAAGGAUUAUUGCCGGGCAAUAAAGUUCGUGGUGUUCUAAUGGACUCGAAAUUGCCAUUGGAAACGCUUAGCCGCAUUUGGGACUUGAGCGAUCAAGACAAAGACGGUAGCUUAGAUAAAGUCGAAUUCAUUGUAGCAAUGCAUUUGGUAUAUCAAGCACUAGACAAGAAAGCAGUGCCAUCUACACUGCCAAAUGAACUGCAACGCUCGAACCUGGAACCGCAGAGACCAGGCAAUGACGACGGUAGUUUUGUUGCUAAUUUUCCGUCAAACAUUGCACCUCCGCCAGUUCCACCACUACCAGCUUCUAUUCCAAAAAUGGCCCGCAUUCCACCAACUGUACCAAACGUUGCGCCGUUAAUUUCAACUGAGAUUGACUUACUAACGACAUCACCGCCGGCUGUAGAUUGGGUAGUUUCUACAGCCGAUCAGCAACGGUUCGGUCAAAUGUUCAAAAAUUGUGAUCUGGAUCACGACGGUUUGGUAUCGGGUAUAGAAGUCAAAGAUGUCUUUCUUCAAUCGGGCAUUCCCCAACUUUGUUUGGCGAAAAUUUGGGCAUUGUGUGACUGCAGCCAAUCGGGUAAAUUGACCAGCGAACAAUUUGCAUUGGCUAUGUGGAUGGUCGAUCGUAAACGCAAUGGCAUGGAACCACCAGACUGUUUGGCGCCGAACAUGAUACCGCCUAGUCAACGUACAGGAACUGUCGAUUUGAUGGGAGGCAUUGUCGGUAUGGAUAAUAAUUUGUUGAUGCAAACGGAACCGCCACCGCCGACAUAUUCGAAUCCGGAAUUGGAAAUGAUUUCAAAAGAAAUCGAAGAAUUGUCCAGAGAUCGACGUCUACUCGAAACGGAUGUUGCGCAAAAAGAAGCCGAUAUUCGCAUUAAAAGUGGAGAAGUUCGUAGUCUUCAGAGUGAACUCGACACAUUGGCUGCUACCCUUAAACAGCUAGAGACCCAAAAGGGAGAGGCACAAAAACGGCUUGAUGACUUGAAAGCACAGAGAAAUGAUAUUGAUGUCGAAGUGACAAGUGUUAUACUUAAUAUUAGAGAGACCAAAGAAGAGGUCAACAAGAUCCGUGAACAGUGUCAAAAGCAAGAGGAAACAAUCAAAGAACAAGAAGGCGAAUUGGAUUCAAGACGAAGUGAACUACAAAAGUUGAAAGAUGAAGAGUCAUCACUUGAAAAGGAAUACGAUACAAAUUUGAACGAAUUGCAAAGCUUGUCGACAAAACUGCAGGAUACUCAGCUUCAAAUUAGUCAAGUUAAAGCAAUGGUAUCUCAAUUACAAGAAAGUCAACGGCAAAUGAAAGACGCAUUAACGAUGUGCAAAUCGGCUAUUGAAACCAGUGAUGUGUCAUAUGUAUCGGAUUAUUCCUUGAAAUUGGAACCAGAUUUUCGAGAGGCUAAAAGCGUUUUCGAGGUCAAAGAGGAACCGAAAGUCGAUCCAUUUAACGAACCUAGUUCCGGUGCCGGUUUUGGCGACGAUUUUAAGUCGAAUGGGUUUUCAUCGGAUCCGUUCGGAUCGAGUGGUUUCGAUAAUGGAUUCAAUGCACGCUCCGGUUUCGAUGAUUCCUUCGGAAAUAGCUUCCCUAACCGAUCGGAUGCAUUCGGUGCACCAUCAAGUGAUCCAUUUGGUGAUAAACGUGGUGGAGUCCCAGCGGUCACACCAGAUCCAAACAAAGAUGACUUUGGAAGUGAUCCAUUUGCCAUAUUACACGCACCAACAUCGGCUAGUCAAAUUUUGAACCCGAGUCCAAGUAAUCAAAGAGCACCGCCAAGACCAGAAUCACCUAGUCCGGCUUUACCGGAAAAAUCGAAAAAGGCAAAACAACCACCUCCACGGCCAGCACCGCCAAGACCUAUGCAGGGACCAGCACGAACCGAUUUAUCAUCUGGAUUUGGUGGUAGCGGAGGCUUCGCGGAUUUUGCUGAUUUUGACACAAAGACCGCCGUCGUACCUAGUUCAAAUGAUUUUGCUGAGGACCCAUUCAAAGACUAUCGCUACGAGGAUGUAUUUAGUAUAAAAGACCCCUUUGCCGACGAUAAUAAUGACGAUACGACCACAGACUUCAAAGCAUCGAAUUCGUUCUUCAAUUCUAAUGAAACUACUACGAAAACCGCCCCCACACCGGACAAUUUGUUCAGCCUCAACAACAACAUGAAACCGACCGAAGAGAAGAACAAUAAUCUAAAGUCGAAAUCGAACGUACGCGAACUGGAUAAGGAAUUCGGCACCGAUAUGUUUGCUGCUUUCGACAAUCAUUUCAAAGCAGACAAAUCCACCAACAAUAAGGCUAGUUCAGCGUUCGGCGAUCCAGUGACCACGGCACCUGGCUCAGAAUUUGUUGCAAAUUUCGACGAUGUUUUUAAGAACAAUUUUGAAGACGAAUUUGCGGCAAUGAACAUCGUGAACAAUGGCAAUGUGAAAAAGACUCCGGAUAAGAAGUACAAUUUGGAUAAUUUCAGUCACUUCGGCGAAAAACAAGACAAUUCUCGAGUUGGAAUUAGCACGGAUACGAGUGCUGGCUCGAAUAAUGCGUUCGGUUCAAUGUUUGGUAGUUCGAAUAAGAACAUUCUGGAUAAAAAUGUCUACAAAAAGGGCGCCAGUGAUAAGGUGGGUGACAAAUUUGUGGCAGAUUUUUCGAAAAGUGAUAAUUAUGACAAAGAUUUAGAAGAAGCGCUGAAAAGAAGCCUCGUUGAACAAUAAACGAGACGACGAAGAGAACUACUUUCAUUCCAAAAACAUUUAAAAAUUCUAACUUUAUUUAUAACGCGUAAAUCUAAACUAUAUCCGAAAAUCAAAAUUUUCAUUCUAAUAACGACAAUGAACAUUAACAAUUUUCGUUUAUUUAUUUUCCCGCUCUAAGACGAUGAAGCACAAUCUCUGUUUGCCUUUCAAAAUCGUUAUCACAUGUAAAUUGCAAGCAAAUCAGAACUAACUUUACCAUAUCAUGUAAAAAUCUAAUUGAAAAUGAAAAACUCUUAUGCAAUGAAUGAAUCAAUAAAUGUUUAUUUGCACAAUGAAA
Bradysia coprophila is the source of this 3572-nucleotide messenger RNA. It is a transcript of the gene Eps-15, whose product is annotated as Epidermal growth factor receptor pathway substrate 15. Gene Ontology annotation, biological process: endocytosis; endosomal transport. Gene Ontology annotation, molecular function: cadherin binding; calcium ion binding. Lineage: Eukaryota; Metazoa; Arthropoda; Insecta; Diptera; Sciaridae. The record is from RefSeq and is a predicted model, not a curated record. Gene Ontology annotation, cellular component: clathrin coat of coated pit; plasma membrane; cytoplasm.